GCGGGACCUUCCGUGAGCGGUUUCGGGUUCGAGCGCCUGGCUUCCUCUGGCACGCACCCGGCGAAGCCCUCUUGCUUGUGGGGCACCCGCUGGGCUGUCAGUCAUCCUUGUGUUUUUGUGCGUGUGUGAGAUGAGCAGAAAAGCAAGACAGCAUCAGCAAGGGAUGGAGAGGCUGCCUGCUGUACGUAGUUGUCUCGCUUCAUUCGGGUGUUGACGGAUGUCGUCAUCAAUGUGACAGCUGACGCGAUGACUGUGUGUGCGUGCGUGUGCGUGUGCGUGUCAGCCCAAAUCCGACAGCAGCGCGAGCGACUCGUCCAUUUCAAUCAACAUGCUGAGCGUCACUUUGGACACGGACAAGUGUGGUUUUCUGGGCAUCGGCGUGGUCGCUGAAAGCCGGGACAAAGGUGCCGGCGUGUACAUCGGAUCCGUCGUGGAGAACGGCGCUGUGGCGGCCGACGGACGCGUGCGCGCCGGAGACGUCUUGAUACGGGUGAACGAGGUGAACGUAGAGAAGGCAACCAGCUCGCAGGCCGUCCAAGUUCUCAGAGACGCCUUCCAGAAGCCGGGUCCGCUCUCACUGACGUUGUUGCGGUUUUGGGAGCCACCGCCCGACGGCCUUUUCACCUUGCCAAGAGGUGAGCCGGUGCGUCCAAUCGAUCCCGCCUCCUGGGUGUCCCACACGGCCGCCGUGACGGGGAAACUCCUCCCACCUUACGGUGAAGACGAGCAUCUGAGCGUGGACGGCGACAUGGCGGCGGUCGUCACGGCGAUGAUAAGGACCGAUUCGGGCGUGGUGGUUCGCGACCGGACGUGGCUCAAGGUGGUCAUCCCCGACGCCUUCACAGGCGGUGACGCGCUCGGAUGGCUGCGCCGGAACGUGGCGGGCGCCGCCAAUCGCGCCGACGCUCGCCGAUACGCCGCCGAGCUCCUGGAGCGCGGCUUCAUCCGACACGCCAUCAACGCCCGCGCGCAGAAGCGAUUCUCCCCGAAGCGAUACUACGUCGUCGGAGACCUCCACGAGAUGGCGCUGAUGAACCGACGCUAAGGGAGCGAAGCGCCCCGCCUCUGGGCGACGGCUUCAGACGCCUCCGGUCAAACUGCGGGGACUCAUCUGAUCCGCGGGACCGGUCUGACCACUUGGAACCGUCUUGACCACAAGAACAGCUUUGAGCACACGGACUUUUCGGAGCGGUCUGACCUCAAGGUGCAACGUUACCUACCGAAACGUAUUUCUGGCUGCAGUUGCAAAGUGUCCGAAUUUGGUUUGCAGCGAGUCACACUGACUCGGGCGGGCGGCUGUGCAUACAGCCAAACAGCACCAGACACCCCAGAUAACACAAAUAGUAGGAGCAGCAAAGAGCAGCAAAUGCAACAAGUGCACAGACAUAAUAAAC
Molecule: messenger RNA, 1394 nt
Organism: Syngnathus typhle (broad-nosed pipefish)
Lineage: Eukaryota; Metazoa; Chordata; Actinopteri; Syngnathiformes; Syngnathidae
Product: segment polarity protein dishevelled homolog DVL-3-like
Exons: 8
Coding region: 329-1045 (238 amino acids)
Biological process (GO): intracellular signal transduction; canonical Wnt signaling pathway
Cellular component (GO): cytosol
Molecular function (GO): frizzled binding
Source: RefSeq, a predicted model, not a curated record